Molecule: messenger RNA, 1414 nt
Organism: Calypte anna (Anna's hummingbird)
Lineage: Eukaryota; Metazoa; Chordata; Aves; Apodiformes; Trochilidae
Gene: PDCD2
Product: programmed cell death 2
Exons: 6
Coding region: 1-1128 (375 amino acids)
Cellular component (GO): nucleus; cytoplasm
Source: RefSeq, a predicted model, not a curated record
AUGGCGGGCGGCGUGGAGCUGGGGUUCGCCGAAGCGGCGGGCCCGGGCGGUGCCUGGCGGCUGCGCAGCCCCUACUUCCCCAGCAAGGUCGGGGGGCGGCCGGCGUGGCUGGGCGAGGCCGGGCUGCCGGGUCCCUCCGCCCUGCGCUGCUCCCUCUGCCAGCAGCCCCUCGCCUUCCUCCUCCAGCUCUACGCGCCCCUGCCCGCCCGCCCAGACGCCUUCCACCGCACCCUCUUCGUCUUCGCCUGCCGCGGCGCCGCCUGCUACCGCCUGCAGGGCCCGCGGGGGCCGCUCUGCGUGUUCCGGAACCAGCUGCCGCGGCGGAACGACACUUACCCCGAGGAGCCUCCCCCCGAGGAGCCGCCCCCGGGUCCCCUCGUUCCUCCCCGUCAGCUCCGGAGCGGUGCCGCGCUCUGCCGGGUCUGCGGCUGCCUCGGCCCCCGGCUCUGCGGGCGCUGCCGCCGCGCUGCCUAUUGCGGGCCCCAGCACCAGGCCCUGGAGUGGCGGGGAGGACACCGCAGGAGCUGCGGGAAGCUCGCUGCCGGAGACGAGGCAGCAGAUGCAAUCCCAGAGCAUAAUGAGUUCCUUUUUCCAGAAUAUGAGAUUUUGAUAGAGCCUGAGGAACCAGAGUGUGCUGCUGAGAGCAGUGCAGAUCCUGGUGAUGAACAAGGAGCUGUAGAGACAUCAAAAGACCCCAAAGAACAAGAGGAGCUGGGAGCUACAGGUAGUGCAGGUGAGACAUUUCAGUCCUUAGAUGAGGAGACAUUGGAAGCAAUGGCAAAACAUGAGACUGAAGAAGACAAAAUCUUUCAGAUGUUUAAAGAACGAGUGGCUGCUGAGCCAGAACAGAUUAUUAGAUACUGCAGAGGAGGAGAAGGCCCAGUCUGGGUAUCAGGUGAAAAUAUUCCUGAAGAAAAAGAUAUCCCCAAUUGUUCAUGUGGGGCCAAAAGGAUUUUUGAAUUCCAGAUUAUGCCCCAGCUCCUGAACCACCUGCAGGUUGACAGCCUGGGAGAGAGCAUUGACUGGGGAACACUGGUGGUGUUCACUUGUGCUGACAGCUGUGGGGAGGGCAAGGAGUACCUGGAGGAGUUCAUCUGGAAACAAGACUUCUCUGCAGGCUCUGGAUAAUUGUCACUGAGCUGAUCUGGUGAGCUCUUGCCUUGUUACAGCACUGGGCAUACAGGGCCUGAGCUCAGCUGGAGCUUCUCCCAGGGGCACAACUACUCCAAGGAUUCCCUGGCAGCUUCUUGAGCUUUCACUUCAACCUGGUGAUGGAGCCAGCUGCAUUGCUGAGUGGAUUUCAAACCUCAAUUCUGAGUGUUUAAAUAAAGAUGAAUUAUUUUUGGAUGGGUGAAAGUAUCUUUUCUUAUUAUGGGGUGACUGAACUCUAAGAACUUAAUUGCUAGCUGAAAGG